AUUGUGUUGACUCCGUCUUAUUGCGCAGACGCGUCGUCGUACUAUAUUGGGUAAAAGGACACAUGUUCAUGAAUCUGAUUUAUUCACGGGUAAAAAUAUCAAUAGAAUAUGUCGUCUUUGUACAAACCAUUUUCUGUUUCGGAGUGGCCGUGUAAAGAUGCGGUUUUGAAACGAGGAUGCACAUCGCAACAGCAUCCCGCGGCGUUGACCCGGAUUCCCUCCGCACCAUGUUAUGGAGCUGGCUGGGGCUCGACGCGGACUUUUACCCCAGUUCCCAACAUUUAUCCAGGUCAAAGAAAUUUAGCGGCCGCCGCCAUCGGAGGGAGAAGAAAUACCCAUCCGUGGAAAGCUAUCUUGGCAGGUGGCAUUGCAGGUGGCAUUGAGAUCUGCAUCACCUUCCCUACGGAGUACGUGAAGACCCAGCUACAACUAGAUGAAAGAGCAAACCCUCCUCGGUAUAGAGGCAUAGGAGACUGUGUGAAGCUGACGGUGCAAGAUCAUGGAUUGAGAGGUCUGUACAGAGGGCUUAGCUCGUUGCUCUAUGGAUCCAUCCCCAAAUCGGCAGUACGGUUUGGAAUGUUUGAGGUCCUUAGUAACCCGAUGAGAGAUGCCACGGGUCGACUGGACAAUAAAGGAAGUUUGCUGUGUGGGCUCGGAGCAGGAAUAGCUGAGGCAGUGUUAGUGGUCUGCCCAAUGGAGACAGUGAAGGUAAAGUUCAUUCAUGACCAGUGCUCUCUGAGGCCACGCUACAGAGGGUUCUUCCAUGGUGUGCGAGAAAUUAUCAGAGAUCAAGGUUUUCGAGGGACAUAUCAAGGACUGACUGCUACACUUCUGAAACAGGGUAGCAACCAGGCUAUACGAUUUUAUGUAAUGAACUUGUUGCGCAACUGGUACAAAGGUGAUGAUCCUGCUCGUGACAUGCAUCCAUUGGUUACAGCAUUGUUUGGUGCAACAGCCGGGGCGGCGAGUGUUUUUGGGAACACGCCGCUUGAUGUGGUGAAGACUAGAAUGCAGGGUUUGGAGGCUCAUCGCUACAAGAGCACAAUGGACUGCGCUUUCCAGAUCCUGAAGAACGAGGGCCCUCAAGCGUUCUACAAAGGCACAGUCCCACGACUGGGCCGGGUGUGUCUGGAUGUAGCCAUUGUCUUUGUUCUCUACGAGGAGAUUGUGAAGCUACUGAACAACAUCUGGAGAACAGACUGAAGAUGGACUAGGCCAAAGUCUGCACAGAACUGAUUUAGAACGAGACAGAGUGGACUAUCCAAACACAGUUGGCCACGUCAAUCAAGUUGAAUGAUCCUGACUCCAACCGUGACCUUUGGCCCGGAGGAAUGGAUUAAACUAGCCAUCUGUGUCUGUAUAGUUCAGCAGGAGAUGUUGAAGACAGGCGCUUGAGUCAUGGGAAGGAAACUCUUGCUUGUAUUACGCACAAUGAAAAGUGUAUAAUUAAUUUACACUCUUCACUUUUGUAAAGUCAUGCAAGUGUCUUUUCAUCAUCACGCUUUUAUACAGAGUGUUGCGAGACAAUCCUCUUAUGUGGCAUGAAAAAAUGUAAUAGCACAGACAAGUUAAAGGUACACAAACAUAUUGGUAACACGUUAAAAUAAGGUUGUGUAUGUUAACGCAAUAGUUAAAGGAAUAGUUCACCCAAAAAUGAAAAAUUCUCUCAUCAUUUACUCACCCUUAUGCCAUCUCAGAUGUGUAUGACUUUCUUCUGCAGAACAGAAACAAAGAUUUUAGAAGAAUAUCUCAGCUCUGUAGGUCCAUACAAUGCAAGUGAAUGGUGAACAGACCUUUGAAACUCCAAAAAUCACAUAAAGGCAACAUAAAAGUAAUCCAUAUGACACCAGUGGUUACAUUUGUCUUCAGAAGCGAUAUGAUAGAUAUGGGUGAGAAACAGAUCGAUAUUUAAGUCCUUUUUUUUUUUUUUUUUUUACUAUAAAUUCUCCUCCCUGCCAAUAGGUGGUGAUAUGCAUGAAGAAUGAACCAGAAGAACACUUAGGGGAGAAGAGUGCUUAACUGGAGUCUUAUGGAUUACUUUUAUGAUGAUGCUUUUGGAGCUUCAAGGUCUGGCCACCAUUCACUUGCAUUGUAUGGACCUACAGAAUUGAAUUAUUCUACAAAUCUUAAUUUGUGUUCAGCUGAGGAAAUUUAUACACAUCUGGGAUGGCAUGAGGGUGAGUAAAUGAUGAGAGAAUUGUCAUGUUUGGGUGAACUAAUGAAUGAAAAAUUCAGCAUUUAUUAAUGUGGUUAAUUUCUACAUACUAAAAACAUUUUCUACAUUAAAAGUCAGUGCAUUCUGAACCAACAAUAAACAAUAGCACAUUUAGAAAAGAACAUUAACAAGUGAAGCAACAACAUUGUUCAUUGUUAGUUCAUGAUACCUAAUGCAUUAACUAAUGUUAUGCACAUUAGUAUUAUCCAGGUAAUACACAUUUUCCUUUGUCCCAGUUUACAUGUACAGUUAAUGCUUUAGUUACACUAAAAAUAGUACAGAAAAUGGUUUAAAUGUAUUUUGUGGCUUUGUAAAAAUUCAAAUGGAUCUAGCUGUUUUCAUGCAACACAAAACUGGUUAAAGCCCAGACAUUUGUGUUGAAAAAACUUGCAUGCUUGAAUGAUAUUGUCUGGUAUUGUCACAUACAAAUCCAGGCCAUUCAAGCCUUCUAAAGCCAUCUGUCUAUCUCAAUUACUGAAGUCACUGAAACAUGCCAAAGUGGGGACAGCUGAACCAUUGCUGCUUUUUGCUAUUUGUAAUUGUAAUUUUUUUUUUUUUUUUUUAUAAGCAGAAAGCUGCUUUUAGUUGCACUGUUUUUAUAUUGAACUUUGUCGUUAACCUGAGUGUCUCCUAAAGGUUACCCAUUCUGCCAAAGCAACUCAUGCUAGUUAUGCUAUUGUUUUGUGUCAGAUAUGUAACCUGUGCUUCUUCAAAACACUCAAACAGAUUGCUGAAUUCACAAAUUCAGUAAACUAAAUAGGUAAAAUUUUCUGUCCAUGUGA
This is a messenger RNA of Myxocyprinus asiaticus (Chinese sucker), 2997 nucleotides long. Its product is annotated as tricarboxylate transport protein A, mitochondrial. The transcript has 9 exons. The coding region runs from base 109 to 1203 and encodes 364 amino acids. The record is from RefSeq and is a predicted model, not a curated record. Gene Ontology annotation, biological process: mitochondrial citrate transmembrane transport. NCBI's taxonomy places the organism in Eukaryota, Metazoa, Chordata, Actinopteri, Cypriniformes, Catostomidae.